Molecule: messenger RNA, 1714 nt
Organism: Phragmites australis (common reed)
Lineage: Eukaryota; Viridiplantae; Streptophyta; Magnoliopsida; Poales; Poaceae
Product: WAT1-related protein At2g39510-like
Exons: 7
Coding region: 284-1390 (368 amino acids)
Cellular component (GO): plasma membrane
Molecular function (GO): transmembrane transporter activity
Source: RefSeq, a predicted model, not a curated record
UAGUGAAAUUCCAUGUGCUGCUGCAUGCUGUUGGCUGUUGCUGUUGCUACCUGGUAGCUAUCGUAUCAGGCCAUCACAGUGACAACACCAUGCAUCAGGUAUUCAGCUAGUGGGAUCCGUUAUCGAUCAGUACUUCACCAACCCACGGCACAGCACCGCGAGCCGCCUAUAUAAACACAGGCUGCUCCUCGCACAGCGAUUCAGGUAGUUUUUUUCUUGAGGAGAACACACUUCUCGUGCUUGAGCUGAGGAAGUAGUCUGGCGAGCUAGUAGCUCUGCAGAAAUGGCUGUUGAAACGGGCGGGAUGUGGACGCGGUACGCGCCGCACGUCCUGAUGGCCCUGGCGCAGCUGAGCUACACGCUCAUGUACUUCAUCACCGAGGCCGCGUUCAACCGGGGGCUCAACCCCUACGUCUACGUGACCUACCGGCAUCUGCUCGUCGCUGUCCUCCUGUGGCCCGUCGCGUACUACCAUGAGAAAAAGUUGAGGCCUAAAAUGACAUUCAUGCUGUUUAUGGAGAUAUUUGUACUCUCGCUUCUGGGAGUGAGCUUAACUCUGAACAUGUACUUCGCAAGCUUGAAGUACACAUCUCCGACGUUUGUCGCUUCCAUGGUGAACACCGUCGCUUCAAUGACGUUCGUCAUCGCAAUCAUCCUCAGGAUGGAGAUUGUGAACGUCAAGAGCCUACGCGGGCUCGCGAAAAUCGCGGGGACCGUGGUGUCGUUCGCCGGGGUGACCACCAUGACUCUGUACAAAGGAGCUGCAAUAACGAGCCUUUGGAAGUCUUCUAUUCACAUACACGGCGACGGCGGCAGCGUUGUGCAUGAGAGUUGGGUGAAGGGAUCAAUCCUCGCAGUGGCCAGCUGCAUCUGCUGGUCAAUCUGGUACAUCAUGCAGGCGUCGUCUCUGAAGAGGUACCCGGCCCAGCUCUCGCUGACGGCAUGGAUGUGCACGGUUGGGGGAAUACAAUCGACUAUUUUCGCAGUGUUCAUGCAGCACAAGCCGGAAGACUGGCUCAUCGGCUUCGGCCUCAAGUUCUGGUGCAUCGUGUACUCGGGACUCUCCUGCAACGGCUUCACGGUCUUCGUUCAGCUGUGGUGCACUGAGAAGAAAGGCCCCGUCUUUGUCACCAUGUUCAAUCCCCUCUCCACGAUCAUGGUGGCGAUUCUGGCCUACUUCAUCUUUGGUGAAAACCUAUACGUUGGAAGCAUCAUCGGAGGGGUGGUUGUGAUUACGGGCUUGUACAUGUUGUUGUGGGGCAAGGACAAAGAUCAAGAACACGGCGCGAUCAAAGAGCAGGAGUUCGAGCUGGACUGCGAGACGCAGGCGAAGGUAAGCGAUGCCUAUGCGGUGCAGAACGAAACCGAAGCACCAAAGACGAUGAAGUGAAGGGAUCAUAUGUUGCUCAAGAGCAUCAGCUAGCUUCAGCAUCGUGCCGCAUUCGUUCGGUUUCUGAUGUAGAAAUUUCAUCGAUUCUCACCUCAACUAUGCAACACGGCAAGAGAUUGUGUGACAGACAUCUGUUGUGUGGAUCCCAGGGGAAUGCCAAAUUCAGUAGUCUGUGACCGUGAAGUCGAGCAUACCAGUUCGGGCAGCUCGUAAAGCUGUGUUGCAAUCGGUUGUUCCCCACGAUGAAUCCGUGCGUUGUUUGGCGAAAUUCGCCGUGUUUGCCGUGUCAAAAAUCAAAAUAGACAACUCUUUGAGAAACAGAAA